GGACCAUGACAAUGCGCGCCGUGCGAGGCUGACGUAGGCUGGCGGAGGAGAAAAACACAGACACCCUCCAACACCGUGAGAUGGAGGGAGGAGCAGGUAGAGGGGUAGGAAAUAUAUAAAUAUAACGUCAGAAAUAGAGGAUGGUUGUUUUCAGCGGUGCUUGUGACCGAGGCAGAGCAGAAAUGGAUGCGCAGCGAGAGGCGGCCUGAGGAUGCACAAUAGAGCAUCUCACACACUGUGUUUAAUUGCGGAUUAGAGCGGAGGGGAAGAGGAGGGGGAGGGGGAGAGCACAACAAGGAAGGCAAGGAGACGCUCUUUAUUAUUAGGAGAAAGCGGAGAGGAGGAGGGGGAGACGGAGACAGCGUGAGCCCGGAGACGGCACAGACCGUGGCGGGGGGACGGGAGAGAGGACACCGACGCUGACAGUCGGCAGCGGCGCUCGGAUGCUGUUGUUGUUGUUGCUGCGGACGCGGCGACGAUGCGGCCACACUGCUGGGUGAUGGUAGCGUUGGCGGGGAUCAUGUCGUACUUCAGCCCGGAGAGAGCCCUCGGAGCACCGCAGAGGGAAGUUUCUCAGUCCAGGGCUGCAUCCCUCUCUCCUCCACCCUACGUCGUCAUCCUCAUCUCUUGCUCGGGGCUUGUCUCUUUUGUUCUGCUGCUCCUCACCUGCCUGUGCUGUAAGAGGGGAGGAGUGGGGUUCAAUGUAAGUCUUCAACAUGAGUUCGAUAACGCAGAUGGGGAGGAGUGCUCUGGAGGCUCCAGUCCCAUCCAGGAGGACAGCCUGUCGUCAUGUCCCUCCCUCCCUGAGGUCUACACCUUGCCAGUCAGAGACCGCCCCAGCUGCCCCUCCCUGCAGGAUGGAGCAGAUCCCAAAUCUCAGUGCUUCAAAAGGCACGCUUUAAACUAUCUCCAGGAGAUAGGAAAUGGCUGGUUUGGAAAGGUGAUUCUGGCUGAAGUGCUGUGUGACUGCAGCUCCUCGCAGGCUGUGGUGAAGGAGCUGCGUGUCAGUGCCAGCCCUCUGGAGCAGAGGAAGUUCUUGGCUGAGUCUGAGCCAUACAGGAGCCUUAAACAUCCCAACAUCCUUCAGUGUUUGGGGCAGUGCAGUGAGAGCAUCCCCUUCCUCCUGGUUAUGGAGUUCUGUCAGCUGGGUGACUUGAAGCGGUAUCUGCGAGCCCAGCGUAAGUCAGAUGGGAUGACUCCAGACCUGCUGACCCGGGACCUCUUAACCCUCCAGAGAAUGGCUUUUGAGAUCACCUCGGGUCUGCUCCAUCUUCACGAAAACAACUACAUCCACAGUGAUCUGGCUUUAAGAAACUGUCUUCUGACCUCAGACCUCACUGUCAGGAUAGGGGACUAUGGCCUCUCACAUAACCAUUAUAAGGAGGACUAUUACCUAACUCCAGACAAACUAUGGAUCCCUUUGCGCUGGAUUGCUCCUGAGCUGCUGGAGGAGUACAGAGGAUCUCUCAUUGUUACGGACCAAACCAAGACCAGCAAUGUGUGGUCUUUGGGGGUGGUGAUAUGGGAGCUGUUUGAGUUUGGCUCUCAGCCCCACAGACACCUGAGUGAUGAAGAGGUGCUGACCUUUGUCAUUAGGGAGCGACAGAUCACGCUUGCCCAGCCUAGACUGAAGCUCUCCCAUGCAGACUACUGGUAUGAGAUCAUGCAGUCCUGCUGGCUACCUCCGUCGCAGCGCCCUUCAGUAGCUGAGAUAUUCCUCCUUCUCUCCUCCCUCUUGGCUGCUGAGCGAGGAAUAGCGAGGGGGAGUGUUGGGGAAGAGGAUGAAGAGGACGAGGAGUAUGAGGAGGGAAGAAGAAGGAGAGGGGAGAGCGAGGAGUCAUUUGAAAGACGCUGGGACUUACUCCGUCCACCUGCCUUUCAGACUGCAGCAAACGAGCGCCAAAGGGAGAGGGAUUACGCCAGGGAAGACAGAGACAACUCCUACCCUCUACUGGACCCUGUGGGGAACUGUAUUACCCCAUCCACCUCUGAACUGGAUGACAUCUUGACAGUCACCGAAACUAGCAAAGGCUUGAACUUUGAGUAUUUCUGGGAGAAGGCUCAUGCCAGACGAGGCUACAAACCUCUUCCUCCUCCUCAGCCAAUCCCUACUGUGAACAAUAACCAUAGACAGUCUUUGGACACUCCUACUGUCGUCCCAGUGAUAAGCGCCCGUAGCCCAUCCCUCGCCAGCGAGUACUAUAUCAGACUAGAGGAGCACACUCCCCAAGACAAGUCGCCGUCUCUCAAAGGGAAGGUACAUUCCUCUUUCCGCUCAGAUUGCCCUGGAGACAUGGAGCUCAUGGAGAUCCGCAGCGGGAUGCUGGGCAAAGAGCGAGUCCCUUAUUGUUCAUCUGACAAGUGCGGAAAGGGCCUCCAGACCGUCCGAUCGAGCGAGGUUCACGUCCAGUUGCCCAACACAGGCGUGGCUGAAUUCAGAGACACUUCGAGCAGAGUGACUGACUUUUCCAUAGUUGAUUUAGGCGAUGACGAUGAAGUGGAGAAGAAAAAGAGCAGUAAGGCGGAUAAAAAAUCCACAAGCUCUCAAGCUCCCAUCCUCCCUCCCAAGCCUCGUUCUAUGUCCAUGUCAUCAGUCAAUCCUCUUCACUCGCGCCCUCUUCCCGCCCCUCCACUCAGAUAUAGAGGACUGCCCCACUACACUAUCAGCGGAAAAAUUGAGACAGACCCCCAUCACAUAAGCACCUGCCCACCAUCUACCUUUGAUCACCUCGGGCUUCACCGAGCCCGACAGACUCUUCCCCCCUCCCCGUCCCUAUCGCCCUCGCUUCCCCCAUCGAGCCAUCCAAUUUACCCUCAACCUCCUCAAAUGUGUCCUCCUCCUCUUCCUCCCCACUCCAAACCACAAAGGAAUUGCCCCCUCUACAACACAGGGGACAUUCACUUGAGAUAUAAUAAGCCCCAGAUGCAGAGAUCCAACAGAGACCCACUAACCUGUGAUUUGUCCGAUAGAGAGAGCAUGCUGCACACUUAUAAGGAGACUUCUCACUCGCGUGCAAAAGACUUUGACUCUCCCGUACGUCGAGAAAACCCUUUGCGCCCUAUUUAUCGAAAUUUACCCCGCCCUGAGCUCACAAAACCCCAAAUUGACAGACAGUCUUCAUCGAGUCCGACUUACUCAGAUGAGGAUGACUCUCCUUUCAUGUCUCCCGAGAGACCUGGCUGUGGGACGACUGUCACUCAUUCCAGUCUAUCUGAAGAUGCAGACCCCGCCACUACAGAGCUCUUCUCCAGGGGAAUGAAGAGGACUCAGUCACGCCUUGACACCAUCCUGCCUGCAAUUUGGAAGGAAGAUGCUGAGCAGCAGGCAGAACGUGUCGCUGCAGCCAAGAAAUCCCCCAUGCAUCUGUUUCUGACGGAGAUAUCUAGUGUGACAGAGUUGAGUGAGUCCAGGUCGGAGGGCUCAUAUGCAGCGGAGAAGGAGGAGAAAAGAGAAGGAGAGAGAUGGGGGAACUUUCUGCUGCCCAACAGAGGCAUGCGCCGCUCCCAGUCGCUGAUCACAGAGCUGGGAUCAGCAGGACAGUCAUGGGGACCAGAGAAACAUGUCAGCAGUGCAGAAGCUGAGGAGGAGGAUGCUGUCACUAAAGAGUCAUUCCAGAGGGAUCUUUUUCUCACAGAGAUUGACACAGGAAAUAUGGAGGCGGACAUAGAAGGCCUACCAGGAAUCGAUCCAGUAAAAUACCUCUAUCCUGCAGGAUCCAGACUGAGGCCCUAUGUCUGCGCCCCAGGCCUCCCCUCAUACACUGAGGCAGAGGAAGCCUACUCCAAAGGCAUACGGAGAUCCCGCUCUCUCCUGUCUGAGAUCACAACAGAAAAGCACGAUUCUGAAAUACAUUUUACCGAGAAGGAGCCGCGGAGAACUGAAAUCACCAGAGAGGAGUUCCUGAAAGAGAUCCAAUCAGCAGAAACCUUUCUGACCGAAAUCAUAUCGAGACAAAAUGCAGCCGCACAUAGGAAGGAAGCAGAUUCAUCUUACUCCCCUACUCCAGUGUCCCCUGAAUAUGAGUCCAUCUGCAUUGACCCAAACUCAGCUCAGACCAUCAGAUUCCAGUCAGAAAGCUCCAUACGAGCAGCCAACAAGGGCAAAGAUGACACACAGACUGAAGCCAUCUAUGCCCAAGUGACCAAGCGUGCUAAGAAGAGUGAGAUCAAAGUUUCCUUGAAACCUGACAUCCCUAUUCUUCACAUUGGUUCAAACAAACCGGACAGCCAAGUAAAUAAUGCUGACCACUGCCAGUCCGGUGAGUUUGUGUUUUCUGAAAUCAUGCCUAAAAAUGGUUUACUACAUAACCAAACACCCGUGUCUCAGAGAGAAGUCGAGGAGUGUUCGGACGGCCCUGCCUUACCUGCCAGAGGAGAGCAAACAGAUCUGCCAGAGCACUUUCCCCCUGGAUCCACAGAGAACGUUCAGGAAGUCAACACUGUGAACCUGCGUGAGAGCCAAUCACUCACUACAAAGGAAGCUGUUAUAAGCAAUGGCGAGAUAACAGAAGAUGACCUACAGACGCACAGUCCUUUGAGGGGGGAUCAAACAGACGUGAUUUCUCAUGAUCCUGAGAAAACAGCUGAUUUGGAGAACUCUAAAAACGUAGAUUCUCUUGUUAAUGAAAGUUUUGCAGAAGCGGAAAUGGAAAAUUCACUUCAGCACAAAGACGAGCGUCACACUGCCCAGAAGGUGCCCACUCCCGCAGCCACUCCUACCACGCCAGACUGGGACCCUUCCUCCGAUUUUUCACUCGUCACCCCCACCGACUCAGUCCUAUCACCUUUGACUUCCAGCUCGGCCGACUGCCUCACGCCUAGUGACUCAUGGACGGGAGGUGGCGGAGGAGGUGGAGGAGGAGUGGGAAGCGGCGGAUGGCGGGCUCUGGGAAAUGAAACACCACAUCGAGACUCUGCAUAUUUCUCAGACAGCGACUGGGAGGGUGACGGGAUGAACAGGAGAAGCAGCAGCGAUGGACUUGUUGCCUCCAGGCCUGGCAGCGGGAGAGGAGGUGAUCGGGGAAUACUGACAGGGAUAGAGGAGAAAACCGAAGAGGAGGGUGAGACUGGAGAAAAGAGUCCAUUAAGAAAUAGUACCCACAUGUCAGAUAGGACAACGGAAACUGGAGAAGGGAGGACUAUUGAGAGUUGUGAAGAGAAGGGUGUACUGUAUCCUGAAAAUUACCCGAUCCCUAAUUUAGGAAAUGACAAAGAUAUUCUAAACAAAGCGCUGGGAUCUGCUCAGAGAGACGAUUCUGGCAUUUUCCAUAACGAGAGCAAAAAGUCAUCCCUGCUGUGCGAUGAUCCACAGAACAAGGACUGUGUGGACUUAAUUGAUAAGUUGUUUUCAAAAUUAGAUGAUGAGCCACUUAAAGGGCUUUCACACAGCAGUGGGUACAUGAUAGACAGCCAUUACACAGAUGGCAUAAUUUCUCAGAUAGCAGACUGCAAAUACCAGGACUUUGAAGAGAGUGACUUAAAUCUAUAUUCCAAGAGUCCCACUGAGACAAAUAGCUUGAUCGAGUAUAAAUCUGGCAGCAACUCAAAGAGUUGCAUGUUUGGACCAAACAACAAAGAUUAUAAAAAUGUUACAGAGACAGAUAACGAUCUCAGUCAGCUCAGUUCUCCCACGUCUGGGAAUGAAGCUGUGGACUCUGCAGCACCAUCCCAAGUUGACAGCACCAUCGAGUCCAGAUUACCUAAACUUUGUGAUAUUCAAACGAACAGCGUUAUACUUGGAGAUGAAAACCUGCCAAAUGACGAUGGGAAGGCUGCUGAUGCAAAAGCGAGCGGUCCGACAUGUCUUUGGGCUGAAGAGCCUGAGAAAUGUGGAGAGAGGCCCUGUGUGGACCACAAUGAGCUGGGCUUGAGAAACCUUCGCUACUCAGAUGGCGAGGAGGAGAGCGGGAUCACAGCAGAGACAGAGGAACAGAAGGCUGCUGCAGAGCUGAGUAUCGCUGUGAAGGAGAAGCCACCCCUCAGGGGAGCAGCAAGUGGCAUGAACUCUGCUAACGAUGUGGAUAACAACUCCUGCGAGGGUCUAAAUGCGACAGCUAAAGAGUUAUGGAGUGCUCUGGAGGAGGAUGAAGACAGACCAGGAUCUGGGGCGCUUAGGGGCGAGUUUGACUGCUACCGCUUUUCACAACUAAGGGACUUGCGCUUGUGGCCAGAUGAGAAUGACCAGUGGGCCUCCCCGGAGAAGAGGUGUCAGGGAGUCGACUUGAGAUCUGAAUUUUUCUCCGGGUUCGGGAAUAAGGCGUGGGAGGUGGGUGAGAGGCUUGUUGUAGGUCAGGAAUAUUGGGAGACCGAAGAAAAUGAUGAACUGGCAGGAAGUGAACCUCACCCUGCUGUCUUGGAGGGCUGUGAGGAAACUUGGAACAAUGAAACCCAAGGGCUAAGCGGCAAUCUUUGCAUUAAGGAAAUGUGGGACACAAAAGACAGAGAAAGCCAACAGACGAUAGCAGACAUACAGCAAGAGGAAAACAUUGAGAACCUGGGGGAAAUUGACAGCAUUAAGAAAGACAUAAAAAGUGACAUUUUGCAUGUGGAAGUAGAGAAUAUAGAAAUACCAGAGGAAGAGACCUUGGAGGAAGGACAGAGGCAGAAUGCAUCAUGCACAGAGGCAGCCAGGGACAGGGAGGGUCGGCUAGACUCCACAGAGACGGCACAAAAUCAAGAUUUUAACACAUGGCCCCAGAAUCAACUCUGUAACAGAGUGGAGGAGGCGAUGUCGGCUGUGCACGCUGACAGAGAGGCAGGCUCCAAUUUAGAAAACUGUUUCAGCCACACUUUGGAAACCAAAAGCUCAGAUAUAACCAUCUGCAUCGCCGAAGCUCCUCAUGUGACGUUUUCAGAACUGGAAAAUUUUAAAUUGGGCUUCAAUUCGGAAGCAGAAACGAGACCGUGUUUUGCCAGGCAAUACAUAGAAGAAGGAAUAAACCCUAUAAAAGUGGAAGAGGAUUACAGAGAUGUGCCCCUGCCAGCUAAUACCAGUGAUCUUGAUGCAAAGGAGGAGAUAGAUCAGUCAUAUCCACAAGAGAUCGACAAUUUCAGCUCAGUAGAUUUUCCGAGUCCUCCACCGAGCAUAGACCUUGAUAUGCAAGAUGAUAAACUGGAGAGUUUAGACGACUCUUUUCCUAGUCCACCGCCAUCCGUCAUAGAGGGAGAGGACUUUAUUAGUCACAUUAAUCUAGAAGACUUUAUUACCAGUACUGAGACAGAGCAACUUAUUUCCGCAGCACACAACACAGAUGUUCCAGAGACACCUCUGCAAGAAUUGCCACCUGCUACAACUCAAAGUAAAGGGAUCUCUGCCAAUCUCAGCCUCCCCUCUGUGCAUAUAACACUGAGCGAUGAGAGCAACCUGACAUCCAGCAUAGAAAGCAAGGAUGGUCAUAAUAACCUGCCCCAGAAAUCAUCCCCCAUAAUGCCUUCUGCACCUCAUGGUCCCCUGAACAACCUCCCACAGCUGUUGAUUUCUGAGUGGAAGGACUUGGAUGAGGAGCCUCUGGAGGACUUUGAAAAACUGGAACAACUGUGCUACAUAUCUGGCGAUGAAGAGGAAACUCUGGGGGACCUCUUCUUGGGCAACCUGGAGCUUCUGGAGUCUUUAAAGAAAGCACCUGAUCACAAAGUUAGCAGUGGUGACGGUCAUACAGUCAGCAAGACAUGCGACUCCUCUAUACCCGAGGGUAGCAGGGUGGAUUUAAAGGAGGACGAGAUGUCUGAUGACUCUGACAAAUUGGAAUCUGUACAACCGACCAUCCUGGAUUCCCAGAACAGUCUGCCGCCUCAGGACGAGAGGAGCGACGGACAGAGAUCACCGGGUCAAAUUUCUGAUGUCAAGGACCAGCGGUCUCUGAACAAGAUGACAACCAAGAACGGCCUCAUGAUGCAGGUGUGUGAGGAGAGGCUGCAGUUCUCACUCAGUGAAAAUGUGAAGACAAAUGUGCUUUGGGGGACGACUGUUAAAGACACCGCCAUGCUCCGGACAUGGGGGGAGGAAGUCACAGGGAGCAGCGGUGAUCUGGUCACUGUGAAAGAACAAAGAGAGGAUGAGAGUCAAGAGGAGCAGGAAGCUGUCCCUGCCAUUGAGCCCCCCAUCGAGUCUGAUGAACCUAAAGCUGAGCCGCUCACUGUGAUCGAACAACCUGAGGUCCCAUUACCUCAGCUUACUGCAAACCAAGCGAUGAAAGCAAAGCUAGCUCGCCUCUCGCUCACCCUCCCACCUCUUGCUCUGAGUCUUCCCCUCACCACUACUGGAAAAGGAGGAUUUGGAGACGGGGCCAUCGGAAACCGGAUUGGAAGACGAAGAGGUCUUUCGUCUGGGAGCGACCCCGAUGAGGAGGAGGAGGAUGAGCAGGAGGACGAAAACUCCCGGAGGGUGAUUGUAGUCACAGAAACGGACGUGGACAAACGUGUUGGGCUCCGCAGUCUGCUGAAAUCACCCAAGGAGCCAAUGGACAGAGAGAAGGACAGAGGAAGAAAUGUGUCCUUUUUUGAUGAUGUCACAAUCUAUCUUUUUGAUCAGGAAACUCCAACUAAUGAGUUGAGCAAUUCAACUCCCACAACUCCAACUGCGGUGUCUAUCAAAAGCACCAAGUUGGAUUUGCAUGGGCCAAAAAGCAAAGAAUCGAAAAGGAAAGAGGAUUUAUCAGUCAAACCAAGGUCGCCUGUCGGGGUAAAUUCAGUGACUUCAUCGCGCUUCACUGUCAGCCCGGCUGACGACCCACACCUGGUGUGAUGUUGCACAUCAUCCUGGAAACACUUUAGAGCUCAACCCUCUCGGACUGGCCCGUGAAUUAACCCAACAACCAGCCAUUCGCCCAGAGGAUAUUUUUUUAUUGAAGAGGCAACUGAAAGAAGAGACUUCGAUUCUAAAAGCUGGAAACAUUCCAGGUUUUACUAGUGACGGGAUUUUGUACGACUGGGGGUUGCUGAGCUCCGGCCUGCCACUGUUUACAGAGAUUAUACAUAGCCUUUGGCUGCAGAAAUCUUUGGAAAAGGCAGCAUAUGCUAGGCGAAGAGGAGCCGGGAGCUUUGUAAAAUCUGAAACAGAUUCGACAGCUAUGCAGUGGGAGUCUUGCUGUGUACCAGCUUACCUUCUCUUUUUCUGCUUUGUUUUGUUUUGCCCUGGGAGUGCGGGGAAUGCACUUUCUUUAGUCAUUCGUCUGUCUAUGUAAACGCUUGGAUCCCGGUCCUCUCUUUAUUAAGGACAUUUUUCAUUGCAGUCAGUCAGUUGUUCUUGUAAGCAGCAGUUUGAAACAGAAAUUGCUUGACUCCUGUAUUUGACAAUACUCCUCAGCAUUUGUACAAACAUCAUAAUACAAGUGUAUACAGUAUCAUUUUAGAGCUGUUUACUUUUAGAUGUAUUCUUAGACUGCACGAAAAAUGAAACAAGCAGUUUAUUUUUACUUUUAUUUCUGAAAAGCUUUAAUUUCUAUAUUUAUUUCUAUGUUAUUUUACUUAUUUAUGUAAAGUCAGUUUCCAUGCAAUAUCUUAAUUAUUUAUUUAAUCUAUUAAGUUAUGUAUUUAUUUGCGUUGGUGAAAUUGCAUAUAUGAACUUAACUAUAAUUUGUUUGGGACAGAAAUGCAUCUAGAUCUAUAACUUCUCCAAGAUCUUCAUAACAAAUAAAUCAAAAUAUUUUCCCAAACGUCUUAAUUGCUAAACAAAAAAAAGUAUUUUGUAUAAUUUUACUUGUUAAUAUAUGCCAAUAUGUAUGGAACAACGUCCUGUAAUGUUUCAUUAUUUUCCGAUGUCUAUGAAUUUUUAGCUGUCUUGUCAUUCUUUUAUCUUAAUUAAUGACAGUUAAUGUAGCUUAGCAUGAAAAAUUGAAGCCUUUCAUUAGUAAAUAACUCCCAUUUGUUUGUGUAUCUGUUAAUUUAUUCCAUUUUCUACUAAUAACAGUCCAUCAUGCAGUCGAGAUCCAACUAGUCAAUUUGUUUAGUCUGUUUAAAUGUUGGUUUAAACUUGUAUUGUUUAAAGAAUGGUUUUCAGGGGGCAAUGUAUAAACAAGGGGGAAAUAAAAACUAUGAAAUGUGAA
This is a messenger RNA of Pundamilia nyererei, 10043 nucleotides long. RefSeq names its product lemur tyrosine kinase 3 (gene lmtk3). The record is from RefSeq and is a predicted model, not a curated record. NCBI's taxonomy places the organism in Eukaryota, Metazoa, Chordata, Actinopteri, Cichliformes, Cichlidae. Gene Ontology annotation, molecular function: ATP binding; protein kinase activity. Gene Ontology annotation, biological process: protein phosphorylation. The coding region runs from base 479 to 8743 and encodes 2754 amino acids. The transcript is spliced from 16 exons.